Messenger RNA from Schizophyllum commune H4-8, 1130 nucleotides. RefSeq lists its product as uncharacterized. The record is from RefSeq and is a predicted model, not a curated record. Gene Ontology annotation, cellular component: membrane. The coding region runs from base 6 to 1007 and encodes 333 amino acids. Lineage: Eukaryota; Fungi; Basidiomycota; Agaricomycetes; Agaricales; Schizophyllaceae. The transcript has 4 exons.
CGCCCAUGUCUGCAGGCUCUGCACCGGGUAGCCUCUGGUGUUACGCGCCCGAUAAAGGCGCACCCAUUGCUUUCGCCGUUCUGUUUCUUCUAUCGGGCCUCGUUCAUGUAUACCAGUCACUGCAUUAUCACUCUUGGAAAGUGACUGGCCUCCUACCAUGGGCAGCCGCACUCUUCGUAGCUGGCUUCAUCACCCGCGAAGUCGGUGCAUACAACUAUGAUAGCGAAGGCCUAUACAUCUCCUCGACCAGGCUUCUGCUCAUCGCGCCCGCCGUCUACGAAGGCGCCAACUACUUCGUCCUCGGCCGCGUCCUCUACUACGUCCCCUACUACGCCCCCCUCCACCCCGGCCGCGUCGUCACCACCUUCUUCGGCAUCGACGUCCUCAUCGGCGUCCUCACCGGCGUCUCCGGCUCCUACAUCGCCGACCCCUCCCUCCCCACAGCCAAACAGAAUCUCGGCCGCGACCUCCUCCGCGCGGCCAUGCUCCUCCAGCUCGCCACCAUGGCCCUGUUCGUCGGCAUCACCAUCCGCUUUCAUAUCCUCUGCCGGCGGGCGGGCGUGCUGAAGCGCAAUUUGCGGAUUGUGAUCUCGGUGGUGUAUGGAAGCUGCACGAUUAUCACGAUACGCACCGUGUAUCGGACGGUGGAGUAUCUUGAGGGGGCGAUUCCUGCGGCGGCGGCGGAGAGUGGGGAAGGGCAUAGGAGCCCCAUCGUCUGCAACGAGUGGUUCUUUUGGGUGUUCGAGGCGACGUUGAUGUUUUUGAACAGCACAUGGCUGAAUGUGUUCCAUCCAGCGCGCUUCUUGCCUAGAGACUACAAGGUCUUCCUUGCAAGAGACGGACAGACGGAGAUCGAAGGUCCAGGAGAUACGGACAAGCGAGGGUGGAUACAGUCGAUCUUGGAUCCCUUCGACUUGAUCGGCCUGGUUAGGAAGAAAGACGUGAAGUAUUGGGAGGAAGAUAAUAGGCAGUUGUGCCACGACGAAACGGAAAUGAGGGAUCAAUAGCACAUCGUAGGACUUACCAAGCAGUAUUCUGAUUCCAUGAGAAGGUCGUGAUUCGGGGACCGCGGAUAUUGAACAUGCCAUUCAUGAUAGGAGCAGCAAACAUAGUCCAUAGAUCGAUGCUCA